AUGAUCUUUCGUUUUAAGCGUGUCACGAUGGAUCGGAUCCUGAAACAGGUGGAUACGAUCGUACGCUUUCUCGAGCCAAACCUGGCAUUUAUCAACUGCCACAUGGUGGAUUAUCUCACGGAACAACACUGGAAACGGUUUGUGCCAGACGCGAUACAGCGCGAGCUACAAACGGUCGAUGAUUAUCUUCAGGCGAAGGAACUAUUCUGGGGUCAAUUCGAACCAGAGCACGAGAAACAGGUCCGGUUUCCGAGCGUGAAAGCAUUUAUCAAUAAUACGAGCAGAUAUCGAUUGAGUGGAAGUGAAGUGCACGAUACGGCACUCACGCUGGAUGAAUUUAAAGAUGCUUUAUCCGAUCAUCGUAAGGAAACGCGGUUGAAAAUGACCGAACUGAUGAAUGUGAAAAAGUGUCACGAGGUAGAAGUGGCUGCUGCUGCCGUGGCGUCACUGUGUACGGCUAUGGUAUCCGCAAAUCCAGUCACAAAGCUGGAAGAUAUUUUAGUAAUUGACGCAGGCGAUGGGAAAGGUUAUCUUUCGUCGAGGAUUGCUUUAGAGCAUGGAAUAAAAGUGCUUGGUGUGGACUGCAACGAGGAGAACACUAGCAAUGCAGAAAAGCGUCUCGAGCGUCUAAAGAACAAAAUUCCCAAAGCUAUCCGGAAGUCAAAUCUGGAAGAGGAUGAAUAUUUUACCAACUUGAUCAAGGCGGAAGACACGCUAAACACACUGUACAAAACAGCGACGCAGCUGAUCGAUUUUAAUACAAACUUGAUAGAGUUAGUCGCCAGAUACUUUCCCCAGGGCAAUCACAACACUUUCUGUUUGUGCGGUUUGCAUACCUGUGGCAAUCUCGGACCGAACUGUCUUCGUUUGUUUCAUCAAAAUCCUACCAUUAGAGGGAUAUGCAACGUUGGCUGCUGUUACCAGCUGAUGCAGGAACAGUUCAUUGUCGAUGAGUUUUACAAUCCAGCGAAAGCAGCCGACAAUCCCGGGUAUGGCUUUCCGAUGAGCAAAUACCUGCAAGAACGUUCCUUUGCCUUAGGACGCAAUGCGCGCAAUCUGGCAGCGGAAUCAAUCGAACGAACAUGCACGAAGCGUGAGAAUCCUAGCGACAAGCUUGGCUAUCGAGCACUGCUGCAGGUAGUGUUUCUAGAGCGUGGUGAGAAAAAAUCCCACCAGGUCGGACGACUCAAGUGCAAUGGAUUCGUAGACUAUGUAAGAAAAUCCAUCCACAGGUUAGCAUUGAGCGAAAGUGUUACGAUAACGGACGAGUCUUUAUUGGAGCUGGAAGCACGCUUUACGGUGGAGUUGGAACAAUUAAAGGUGUACUAUCUGAUACGGCAACAGUUUGCACCGGUAAUUGAAACGUUAAUCCUAUUGGACCGAUUGCUGUACCUGAGAGAAUGUGGAUAUGAUCGUAGCUUUCUGGUAAAACUGUUCGAACCAGUCGUGUCGCCUCGUUGUUACGCCUUAAUAGCAUUAAAAUAGAAACUUUCAUCGAAUAAGAA
This is a messenger RNA of Anopheles funestus (African malaria mosquito), 1505 nucleotides long. Its product is annotated as probable methyltransferase-like protein 25. The coding region runs from base 1 to 1485 and encodes 494 amino acids. The record is from RefSeq and is a predicted model, not a curated record. The transcript has 2 exons. NCBI's taxonomy places the organism in Eukaryota, Metazoa, Arthropoda, Insecta, Diptera, Culicidae.